AUAUAUACAGAUAAGUGACGGUAAGGACUCCGCGCUACUUCCGGUAAUGGUAUACGUUCUCGGUGGGAGGUUCAUGAUGGGGUCCGCUAAUUCAUCGGUGUACAGCCCGAAGUACUUUUUGAACCAAGAUGUAGUUCUCGUUACCUUCAACUAUCGUGUGGGUAUUUUGGGGUUCUUGAGCACUGGCGACGAAGUGGCUUCUGGAAAUUGGGGCCUGAAAGACCAGGUCCUUGCGCUCGAAUGGGUGCAGCGUAACAUCAGACACUUUCACGGUGACCCUGAUCGAGUGACGUUAUUCGGCCACAGCUCAGGGAGCGCUUGCGUUCACCUUCUGACGCUUUCGAAAUUGACAAUUGGGCUCUUUCAUAAAUUCAUCAUGCAAAGCGGAUCUGGCCUUGUGGAAUGGGCCUACAGACCCAGGGCUGUCUAUGCAAAGCGCGCAUUUGAACUCGGCGAUUACGUUGGCUGUUUGAAUAACACUUCGGAUUCCCUCGUCAGGUGUUUGCGUAGCAAAAAUGUUUUGGAUAUUACCACCAUGUUUACAGGGUUUUACGUGUGUUAUCAUCAACCAUUCAUUACAUGGGCUUGUACUGAUGAGCCAGAUGUCAGGGGGGCUUUUUUAACAACUAGCCCUGUAAAUAUAGUGAGAGCUGGUCAGAUUCGUGAUUUACCUUGUAUCAUGGGUGUCGUUGAAAACGAAGCGAUGUAUGAAAAUGCGGAUCGGCUUGUAGAGUUUCUGGAAAACUUUGAUUAUUUGCUGCCGAUUAUGUUGUACUGGUCGUAUCAACCGGACUCUGGAGCCGCUUGGGUCAAGGCGGCCAAGUCGUACUACUUCAAUAACAUUGAAACAAUGAAUAGAAGCGAGUUGCUGACUAACUUGACGUUACUCAUCGGUGACGCUUCGUUCACCUAUCCGAUGUACUCCUCCCUGUUGUACCAGCAUGCAGUGGCAGUAAAUCCCCAAUAUUUCUACGCCUUCAGAUAUCGGGGCACCUGGAGUAACACUUACGUUUCCGGCAACACUUUGAACGACUACGGAGUAGCACACACGGAUGACGUUGGUUACAUUUUUCCAAAUGUAGACUACAAUAUUAUGUUAGCUCUCAACAAAACCCCAAAUGAAAAAGAUCUACAAAUGAGGGAAAUUAUGGUGCAAUUGUGGACAUCUUUUGCGAAUCACGGUAAACCUUCAACUUCGUUUUUUCGUGGAAAUACAACGUGGGAGCCGUACUCGAAAAAGGACAAUUACCUUCAGAUAGGGGACAGAUCCGAAACCACGCUAGAGGUUAAACAUUUCUUCUCAACAGAGCGAAUGCAAUUUUGGGUCAACUUGGAAAGAAGUACGGCAGAGGCAGAAACCAUCGGGUUCAUCCACUAACCUGCCACCGCUAGAAGAUUCUACCGUCAAUAUUUAUCGACCGAUCAAACGCGGUAUUCCUGUAAAAAUGCCAAAAUAAUCGAAAUUCUGCAUGCAAUGUCGAACAAAAAUAAACAGAUACUUUUUCAUAUACUGCGAGAAUGCGGCUAGGAAAUUUAUUCCAAUAAUUAGUAGUAUUUCGCUUACAGAAAUACAUUUCUCGUCAUUAUUAGUGCUUGAGGGUAAUUUUUUUUUUAGUUGUUUGUAUUCGGUAUUGUAUGUAGAAUUGCGUUCAUUACAGCAUUUUCACAGCAGUGAUGCGUAGGUUUUGAUAAUAUUCAAAAUGUGCGACAUAUGACGCAAUCUGUAACGACUGAAUAUAGCAUCCUCUAAAGAAUGAAUUCCCUUUUUGUGAUCCUACUUUCAUGCUCGAAAUUCGUAUCGUACUCGUCAUAAUGUAGGUGCAAAACAUACUAUUUGCUAGCUUUUCAUUCAUCACGAUGAGACUUCGAAAUAUUGAUGAAAACGAUAGCACAGCUAUAGACUCAAUUUGUCAAGGAUAUUUUCGUGUUUUCUAUAUCUUCUAAAACCUUACCCAACAAUGAACAUUUCAAUAGUAUC
Molecule: messenger RNA, 1978 nt
Organism: Neodiprion fabricii
Lineage: Eukaryota; Metazoa; Arthropoda; Insecta; Hymenoptera; Diprionidae
Product: venom carboxylesterase-6-like
Exons: 5
Coding region: 47-1378 (443 amino acids)
Source: RefSeq, a predicted model, not a curated record